AUGAGAGGAACUCCUAAUCCCAGGUUGGAUCAAGGUUUAAGUGAGAAUUAUUCAUGCCCCACUUGUCGAAAGCCUCUUUUUCUAGGAAGACACGAACAUGAAGUAAACUCUCGUGGCUCUGAGAUCUCUGGGGAUGAGCAACUUGCACGUCAAAUAAGUGCUGGGCUUAAUAGGGCUAAUCUUCCAGGUCAAGGUCUUGCUACAGGAAUCUUUCCGGAGCAGACUCAAAAUACAGCAGAAGUUGGUGAUUGGAGGGGGGCAGUAGUUGAUUCAAGUUGGCUUGGCUUCGAUGGAGCUGGUCCGUCUAAUGGUGGCAGGUCUGCUGGGUUGGGGCGUGUUCAGAUGAUGAUGCGGCAUCUGGCAGCGGUUGGCGAAACCUAUGCUCAGACAGCGCUUGAAGAUUCUAACUGGAGUCUUUGGCCUAUGAAUCCCUCUCAGGCUGGUACAUCGCGGUCAGCUGUACCUUCUAGUUCUGCAAGGUUUCCAGGAACUGCUGGUGGUGUGCAGAUGAGAACUGCCACACGAGCUGUGAAUGAGAACCUAGCAAAUAUACUUGCCAUGGCUGAAACUGUCCGAGAAGUCCUGCCUCAUGUACCUGAUGAAAUAAUUAUCCAGGAUUUGCAGAGAACAAAUUCCGCAAUGGUGACUCUGAAUAAUCUCUUGCAAAUGUGA
Messenger RNA from Oldenlandia corymbosa var. corymbosa, 672 nucleotides. NCBI's taxonomy places the organism in Eukaryota, Viridiplantae, Streptophyta, Magnoliopsida, Gentianales, Rubiaceae. The record is from the annotation of a GenBank genome assembly.